Thermothielavioides terrestris NRRL 8126 is the source of this 2950-nucleotide messenger RNA. RefSeq lists its product as uncharacterized. The record is from RefSeq and is a predicted model, not a curated record. The transcript is spliced from 4 exons. Bases 151 to 2859 code for a protein of 902 amino acids. Lineage: Eukaryota; Fungi; Ascomycota; Sordariomycetes; Sordariales; Chaetomiaceae.
GUGCCUCAACCAGGGCGGCGAGGGUCGACACGCCUCGGGGCCCGCGGCUUUGGUGGAGCGCGUCCUGGAUUUGUCACCUUGUUACUGUUGCUGCUGCUGGUGUGGCGACUGCUCCUCGCCCGCGAGUCCUUUGCAGGGCCGUGAGAGAGGAUGGAACCUGGUGCCAGGGGCAGGUCCCCUGUGUCCCGGCGCGUCGCACAGAAGCUCGGCGGCGACACCAUCGUCUGCAUCCCCUACCGUCCGCGGAAGGAUGCAGCCUACGUGCGGGAGACUGCAGCUGCCGACCGCGAGUCGGUAACAAGCGCCCGGCGUCAGCGCUCCGAGGCUGACCUCAAACAUCCGGCUGCCGCCGACGCCCUGUCCCUCUCCGGCACCACUCCACCGAGCAGUCCGAGGAUGGCCGGCUUCCCGGCCCGCUCCAAGUCCAUGACCCCGGAGUCGACCAAGGCCGGCCGCCCUCAGCUGGUCCUCGUUGACUCGCAAGGCAAGGUGGCGCUCAAGGACCGCGAUGACGCGUCCUACCGAAAGCACCACCGCGGCAUCGGGUCCAUCGACUCACUCCUGUCCUCCACCACCUGUGUCAACACGCAGUCCGAGUGCAGCCGCCCGGAGUCGAGCUUAUCCCGCGACAUCCACAUCGAAGCCGAGGAUGCUGACGGCGGCGCUCCCCUUGCCCUUCGCCUCGCGCCUAGGAAGCAGGCAAGCAGGACGCAGCUUGCGCCGCCAAGCACUGUUUGGUCGCCUCCCACCGUAGCUACCGGGGAGAGUGAGGACCAACAGAGUGAUGAGGAGGAGGCCAGGCUGGUCAAUGAGAUCUCAUCUUGGGUCCUGAGGAAUACGUUAGGCAAGGACGUGGAUGAUUGUCCCGCUCCGUUGCUGGUUUGGGACUGCACGAACCGCUACCUUCAGGAACUCCGGAGCGUAGCCCUUGAAGGGAAUCUCGGAUAUAUUCAAACGACUUCUGGUCACGGCACUCCAUCAUCCCGCUACGGUGGCACACCUGCUUCCGCCAACAAUGAUCAGCAGUCCUCGGGCCAGCAGGGCAAGGGAAAGAGGAAGGCAGAUGGGGAAGGUGACGAUGGCAGCGGACUGGGAGGCCGCGACAACCAGGGGAACGAUGACCGGGACGUGUCACCCGCCUCGCAAGCUUACAGCACCAAAGGAAGUGUCGUCACCAAUUUCAGCUGUCCCUACCGCAAACGCAACCCCCUACGAUUCAAUGUGCGAGAUCACUACGUCUGCGCAACACACUCGUUUGCCGACAUGUCACAACUCAAAAAGCACAUCCGUGCUCACCACCCCCCUGUGCAGAGGAACGCAGGUCCAUUCCUCUGUCCCCGAUGCUGUCAGGGUUUUUCAUCGAAAAAUGAGCUCGACUCGCAUCUGCGUCAGUUGGACGUAUGCCACAUCUCGUACGACAGCGGCGGCUCCGAUCCCGAAGACGGCAUUACCCAAAAGAUUAUUUCGUCCUUGGAGGCAAGGAGCCUCAAAGCCAAAAUCGACAACUGGGUCUCUCUGUGGAAGCUCCUUUUCCCAGCCGACCAGGUCAUUCCCGAUCCAGUGUUCGUCCCAGUCAUGGAGAUCUUUGAUUUCGUUGCCGAGUCCAAGAAGUUCCUGGGCACCUUGAAGGACCUACUCGAACUUCAAUACAGGCACGUUCUGGAAGGAGCAAAUCAAGUCAUGAAUGUCGACCUCAAGAUCCACCAGGGCCUUGAACGGAGCGCCAAGUCCAUCUACACCUGGAUCGAGACCGUGGUGCAGGAUUGGGAGCAGAGAAUAUCCGGGACCGUCUCGCUUUUUACGAGUUCGGCCAUCAGCCAGUCCGCCACGAGCGACAGUUGGGCUUCUACUCCUCAGCUUCCUCCAUCCCCUGCGCCAACACCCACGGUCGUGCCCGGGAAUGUCACUGCCGCGAGCAGCUUGCCUGGAUCAGAGAGCCCCGGCGCAACUGCUCCCGCAGGCCUCAGGGGCACGUCAGUCCGCAGACGGCCCAAUCCUCCGCCGAAGCGGAUCAAAAGACCCGAGAUCCUUCCCAAAGCACCACGGCCGACCCAAAUACCAAUGCCCACACAGCGAGCGCGGACUCCUCAGCCGCAGGCAAAGGUUACGAGCGCAUCUUUCAGGCCGCCGGCACCCCCCGUGCUCGCAAGCCAGUCAGUUGCCCUACAGACAGCCACCACGCAAGCCAUCGAGCCGGGACCACCUUACCAGCCAAGUUGGGACCAUCCCUCCGUCACGGUGGACAGCGCCUACAGUGUUCCAUACACCAGCCCACCCGACGUCUUUCCGCACCCGGCUAUGACACCGACGCAUUACGCACCCAUGCAUCCCGACCAGCUCGAAGUCCAAUCGUCGUAUCUCGCGCCUGAGCGGCCAGCCGAGCCCGUUAGAAGUGAAGCCCUGCAGCGCGACGUCGAUCCUCGACCGCAGUCAACAGCAACCAUCCACGCCAACCGACUGACCAUGUCGACGACCCCCCGGUCCUCGCUCGCCAGCCUGAGCUGGAUCCGCGAUGAGAACAGGGAUUCGAGCCAGACGCUGGUGGAAGCGCAUCCGCCCGGUAGAUGCGGCAACAUGUACUGUCCAAGCUGCAGCAAGACGCUCCCCGAUGAUAUGGUGGCGCAGCCGUCGCCCGUGGGCAUACACCCCGUCACCGGCGCCCCGCAUCACCAUCCGGCGUUCCACACGGCCGGAACCGGGCCUGGCGGGCCGUUUCAGACCUCGCCCAGCCCCGGGGAGGUGCACGGGUUCGCGGACCAAGUUGAAUGGUCGUUCCCCGCCUCGGGAGGAAUACAUGGCGCGGGGGGUAAUGAUAAUCUGUUCGGAGGAGGGCACCACGGUCCGCAGGAGGGUUACUAAUCGCAUGAGAUAGCAGAGGAGGCCGUUUUUGGAUAUCUUGUCAUUGUACACUAACAGAUACUUAGCCAGGCUUUCUUACUAAUGUAAUGCA